This is a messenger RNA of Serpula lacrymans var. lacrymans S7.9, 363 nucleotides long. RefSeq lists its product as uncharacterized. The transcript has 3 exons. The record is from RefSeq and is a predicted model, not a curated record. Lineage: Eukaryota; Fungi; Basidiomycota; Agaricomycetes; Boletales; Serpulaceae. Bases 1 to 363 code for a protein of 120 amino acids.
AUGCACAAUGCAAAUAUCACCGACUUCACACCUCUCGCACCUGGUCACUUCAUUGCUGUUCUGAAACCGGGAGAACAGAAAGAUCAACCCGAGAUCUUACUGGGUGAAGUUCUGACUAUCACAACACAAUGGGAUCCGCACCCGUGUACAGUGAUUCUGGACCUUCUGGGCAUGCAACCAAUCAGUAUGCUUUCCAAGAUUCACGCUACUCACGCCGCCGUACAGCUUCUUAUCAAAGCCCGCCAUGGGGGAGGGCCGGUGGUUGCAGAUGCAUUGCCAAACGGCACUGAUGAUGCAGAAGAUUUGGGGGCAGAGGGCGUCGACGGCAAAGAGGAUACCUUCAGCAGUGACGAAGAUAUCUAA